CGCAGGAUCCCGAACAAGGUCCAAUCAGAGGUCCCGUGGAAGGAAGAGGGCGUGGACGUCGCUCUCAGCAGAUUGCGGCGUUGGUGCGCACCUGCCCCGCGCAGCCCCAGGUAGCUCACACCUGCGUGGGCCCAGGAGGGGACGCCUUGAGAGCCCGGAGAUGGACUCGGUGGUCUUUGAGGAUGUGGCUUUGGACUUCUCCCAGGAGGAGUGGGCUUUGCUGGAUGCUGCUCAGAGGGAGCUCUACAGAGAUGUGAUGCUGGAAACCUUUAGAAACCUGGCCUCCGUGGAUGAUGAGACUCAAUUUAGGUCCAAUGGGUCAGUUUCUCAGCAGGAUAUUUAUGUGAAUAAAAUGUCCAAGGAAGAUAAAAUAGCGAAGUUCACCAGAAAUUCUUGGGUCUCCAUCUUAGGAAAAAUUUGGGAAGAACUUAGCAUUGAAGAUCAGCACACAAACCAGUGGAGAGAUCUGAGAAAUUAUGUGGUGGAGAGAAUCUGUGAAAGUAAUGAUCAAUGUGUGGAAGGCUUCAGUCAGACUUCAAAUCUUAAUCUGUACCAGAAAACCUUUACUGAUGUAAAACAGAAUGAAUGCAGUGCAUAUGCAAAAGUCUUCAUGCAUCAUUCAUCUCUACAGAGUCACAUUGCCAUUCACACUAGACACAAACCGUAUCAAUGUCAGGAAUGUGGGAAGGCCUACAGUUGUUCUUCAGACCUAAGAGUGCAUGUGAGAACCCACAAAGGAGAGAGGCCCUAUGCAUGUAAGUUAUGUGGAAAAACCUUUCCUCGUACUUCUUCCCUCAACCGGCAUAUAAGGAUUCAUACUGCGGAGAAAACCUAUGAAUGUCAGCAAUGUGGGAAAGCCUUCAUUGAUUUUUCAAGUCUUACUAGUCAUUUGAGAUCCCACACUGGAGAGAAGCCCUAUAAAUGUAAGGAAUGUGGGAAAGCCUUCAGUUAUUCCUCAACUUUCCGAAGACACAUGAUAACACACACUGGAGAGAAGCCCUAUAAAUGUAAGGAAUGUGGGGAAGUUUUCAGGUAUUCCUCAACUUUUCGAAGACACAUGAUAUCACACACUGGGGAGACACCACAUAAAUGUAAGGAAUGUGGAGAAGCGUUCAGUUACUUCUCAGCUUUUCGAAGACACAUGAUAUCACACACUGGAGAGAAACCCUAUGAAUGUAAACAGUGUGGGAAAACCUUCAUUUAUCUCCAAUCCUUUAGAAGACAUGAAAGGAUUCACACUGGAGAGAAACCCUAUGAAUGCCAACAGUGUGGGAAAACCUUUAUUUACCUCCAGUCAUUCCGAAGGCAUGAAAGAACUCACGGUGGAGAGAAACCCUAUGAAUGUAACCAAUGUGGAAAAGCAUUUAGCCAUCCCUCGUCCUUUCAAGGACAUAUUAGAGUGCACACUGGAGAGAAGCCUUAUGAAUGCACUCUAUGUGGAAAAAGUUUCAACUGGCCCGUAUCCUUACGAAAACAUAUGAGAACACACACUAAAGAGAAGCCCUAUGAAUGUAAACAAUGUGGAAAACCCUUCAAUUUGCCUGCUUGCUUUCGAGAACAUGUGAGAAUGCAUCCUGGAGACAAACCGUAUGAAUGCAAACUAUGUGGGAAAGCUUUCUAUUGCCACAUAUCCUUACAAAAACAUAUGAAAAGGCACACUGCUGAAAAACUCUAUAAAUGCAAGCAAUGUGGGAAAGCUUUCAGUUGGCCUGAACUUUUGCAACAGCAUGUGAGAAAACACUCUGCAGAGAAACCUUAUGAGUGUAAGGAAUGUGGGAAAGUCUUCAAAUGGCCAUCAUCAUUACCAAUACAUAUGAGAAUGCAUACUGGAGAGAAACCUUAUGAAUGUAAGCAAUGUGGGAAAGCCUUCAGUUGUUCCUCAUCCUUAAGAAGACAUACGAGAACACACAUUACAGAAAAACACUGCAUAUAUAAUGUGGGAAGUCCUCCUGCAAGUGAAUUCAUGCACAGUGCUUCAGAAAAUUCACACCAGGAGGGAAAUCUUAUGAAAGCUGUAAACAUGGUAUUGCCUUUAUGAGUAUCUCAUUAUUAAAAUGGACCCAUAGGUAGUAUAUUUCCAGUUCUUUUGCAAGUAAACAUUUAGGUGAAAAAUAACUCUCCAAGUACUCUUAGCUAUAGUACAUAAAAUUUGCAUGUAGUGUUUUUUCUUACAUUUCAGUAAACAAAACUUUUAUCUUUAGUUUGUGGACUUUAAAUGGUCCUCUAAGGGGUUAUUGGAACAAUUACACUUCGUUAUUUGUUGGGUGUUUUUUACUGACUUAAUGUGGCAGAUAUGGAUAUCAACCAUCAUAUAUUUUCUACCUUUCUUAUUGAGAGUCUUUAUUUC
Messenger RNA from Eptesicus fuscus (big brown bat), 2347 nucleotides. Its product is annotated as zinc finger protein 555-like. Gene Ontology annotation, biological process: regulation of transcription by RNA polymerase II. Gene Ontology annotation, cellular component: nucleus. Gene Ontology annotation, molecular function: DNA-binding transcription factor activity, RNA polymerase II-specific; RNA polymerase II transcription regulatory region sequence-specific DNA binding. Lineage: Eukaryota; Metazoa; Chordata; Mammalia; Chiroptera; Vespertilionidae. The transcript is spliced from 4 exons. The record is from RefSeq and is a predicted model, not a curated record. Bases 161 to 2038 code for a protein of 625 amino acids.